AUGAUUUUUGAUCUCCCACUUCCACGAUUCGUGAAGAUGCGAAAUCUCGAGGAGAACGAAGUGAUCAAGCAGGAUUUCAAUGAACAAAAUUCCGCCGAUCGCCUCAAUUUGAACGAUCCAACUUUUUGGAGCGCAUUUGCUAGGAAUUUUCGAGCACAAGUGGAUGACGAUGAUGAGAAACAGACGAGCUCCCGGAUCUUUUGUGAUGUUCAAAAUUGUGACGCGAGUUUCGAGGAAAUUGCUGACUACGAGGAUCACUAUGAACGAAAACACAAACACCAGUGCUUAAUCUGCCAAAAAUCGUUCACAAAUGCGCACGGAUUGGAGAUUCAUUUUGAUGAGAAUCACUCGGUUCUGUUCAAGGUGAAUUUGACAAGGGAAACGGGAUUUCCGCGUUAUCGAUGUCUAUCUGAUAAGUACAUGUCCGGGUACAAAUAUACGGCGCUGAAUUUCGAUGAAGAUGAUGAAGGCCCGUCGACGAGUGCUGCUCGAAACAAUCAACCGGAGAACAAUUUCGAGGAGAUUCUCUUCAAACAAAAACAAAUCAUCAGAGAUCAAGAUGAUGACCUUGACUUGGUCAGCAAAUCGGUGGGCACAUUGAAGAAUAUGAGCUACAAGAUUCACGAUGAAUUGGAAGAACAGAAUAUAAUGUUGGACGAGUUGGGGAAUGAGAUGGAACGAGUUGAUACGAAGCUUGAUGGAGUGAUGAAGAAGAUUGCAAAAUUGACGAAUCUGGAUGACGAUAAACGCCAAUGCAAGAUGAUUCUCAUCCUCAGCUGUCUAUUAUUUUUCCUCGUAUUGAUUUUGAUCAUUAUC
Molecule: messenger RNA, 816 nt
Organism: Mesorhabditis belari
Lineage: Eukaryota; Metazoa; Nematoda; Chromadorea; Rhabditida; Rhabditidae
Source: the annotation of a GenBank genome assembly